Vitrella brassicaformis is the source of this 2053-nucleotide messenger RNA. The record is from the annotation of a GenBank genome assembly. Lineage: Eukaryota; Vitrellaceae.
AUGCGCAAUACGCAAGAGCUCAUGAAGGCCAAGGAGCAGCAGCUCGCAGUCGCCCAAGACAACGCCACACGGUCAGCGCUCAUUUGUGUAACCAAUUGGACACGGGCUGAUGUUUGUGUGCUCGAUGAAUUCAUGAGCGCAGGUCACAGAGGGAGAAGGCGGCUGCCCAGCAGCUGACCGUCACCGCCCAGCAGGAGACCGCCGGUCUCAAAAGGUACGUCCCCACGUGCUCAACCUGCCCUUUUCCGGUUUCUUGUGUUGUGCAGAGCAAGGGAGGCAGAUGCAAAGGCCAAUCGGCAGGAGGUGUUGAAGUGAGCCAAGCCCCUGACACUGAGACAGACCUUUGUGUGUGUCUCCCAUGUGUGAGUCACUGCGUUGUCUGCUGCCCGUCCAUCAGGCUGCAGGCGGACCUCCGCACACUCACCCACGAGAACAAAGGCCUGGCUGCCGAGAAGCACAAGAAGGAGGAGGAGCUCAAGACUAAGCAGCGGUAAGCAAACGUCACGUCACGUCAGUUAGUCUCCUGUCGAUUGGUCUCUCGCUGGGUUUGUGCGCGUGCAGCGACUUUACUGAGAGGGAGACAUCCCUCAAACAAGAAGUCGAGCAGCUGCGCAAACACCAGAUUGAGGGGUAAGUACGUGCUCACACAGUCGACCUGUUGUCUCUAUGUCUCUCGAUCAUUUGGGGAUCUAUGCAUGCAGGCUGACGGCUGAGCUGGCCGGGCUGCAGACCACCGAGGAGCUGAGUGAAUUUUGUGAGCGGCUUGCGGACAUUCACGAGCAACAAAUAAAGGACCUGGUCAAAGUCCAAAAGCUCAACAAGAAGGCAACGAAGGCGCUGCAAAGGAAGAAGGAGCAGGAGGCACGAAGUCAGGGGGAAGCGGACAGAACGAAGUGCAUCAUUUGCCAAAGCAGGGACUGCAACACCAUGAUAGUGCCAUGCGGCCACGUCUGCGCAUGCCGCGGCUGCGCGAAUACCCUCGUGCGCCGGGGGAGCGCACAGAAUCCGGCUACAUGCCCUAUGUGCCGCGAGAUCAUUGGACGUGUGGUCAGGGCCAUUAUCUCGUAGUGACACAUAGGCAUCUCCCUGACGGGCUGCCUCCCUGACUGACUGACUGACUGGUUGCCUCCCUGGCUUCCCCCCUGACGGACUGACGAGCCAGGUUGGCGGACGGCAAGACGUACCGGGACAUGGUGCUCAGGUGAGACAUGCCCCUCCCACUGAGACAGACCUUUGUGUGUGUGUCUCUCAUGUGUGACUCACAUGGUUGUCUGCUGCCCGUCCACCAGGUUGCAGGCCGAAAUCCGCACACUCACCGACAACAACAACGGCCUCGCAGCCGAGAAGGAGAAGAAGGAGGAGGAGCUCAAGAUCAAGGAGGGGUAAGCAAACAAACGUCAGUUAGUCACCUGUCGAUCGAUCCAUCGCUGGGUAUGUGUUCCUGCAGGGCCUUUGCUGAGAGGGAGACAUCCCUAAAGCAAGAAGUCGCCACGUCAGUCACGGAGGCGCACGGCAACUGGCUGCCUUGUCUCUCUUCGAUGCACACGCCCAUGGGUGUGUGUCUAUCUGUGUUGGUCAUGCAGCGCCACAGAGAAGGCGGACAGGCUGGAGGCCACAUUAGAAGAGGUGCUGCAAAAGGAAGAGGCAAGAGUGGAGGCCGCCCUGUGCGUCAUCUGCCAGGCCGUACCAUACACCACCGUCUUCCCGUGUGGCCACAUGUGUGCCUGUGGGGAGUGCGCGGAGGACUUGAUGCGCAGGCGCAGGAGCUCGAGGCGGUGCCCCAUGUGCCGCGAACAAAUUGGGGAUUACACGACUGUGUAUCAGGCUUGAAUGAGUGAAUGAAUGACUGGCUGGCUCCCCGACUGGCUGCCUGACCGGCUGUAGACUGACUGAUUGAUUGGGUGACUGAUUGAUGGGACGUGAUCGACGUCAGGCUGAGGCUGGAUAGGGGAGAGGGGAUGGAUAUCGUUGGCUACAUUAUAUAUCAGUCUUGUCGUAUUUUGACCAAUGGGCUGUUCUUCCCUACUCGGGGUGACUUGAUUGUGCGUGUGGU